Molecule: messenger RNA, 885 nt
Organism: Aspergillus welwitschiae
Lineage: Eukaryota; Fungi; Ascomycota; Eurotiomycetes; Eurotiales; Aspergillaceae
Product: sulfotransferase family protein
Exons: 1
Coding region: 1-885 (294 amino acids)
Source: RefSeq, a predicted model, not a curated record
AUGAUAUCAAUCCUCAAGCGUAUAUAUCGCUUACCUGAGCCGCAACCGAAACGGUCGAGGCCGUUACGAGUGAUAUGUCUCGGCCUUCCUCGAAGUGGAACGGAGUCACUCAAAGGCGCCCUCGAAACCCUUGGAUUUGGCGGAGUGGCACAUGGCUUCGAAUGGUGGCUUCAUCAUCCAAACCACAGCGUUCUCUAUUGCGAACUAUUACUACUGAAGCUACAAAACCGUAUGCCAACCCCAGAGGUUAUUCGAGAACGCUAUUUUGAUCGACUUCUCGGUGACAUGGAUGCUUCUACUGAUGUUCCUACGGUUUGGUUUGCAAGCGAACUUCUCCAGGCAUACCCCGACGCCAAAGUCAUUCUGAACCGGCGUCGUGAUAUACAGGCUUGGAAAAAGAGCUUCCGCGCAUCGGUAUUACCAAUGAUGCAAAGUUGGCUAUAUUGGAUUGCUAGUUGGUUCAAUGCAGAGUUAUUCUGGGGCGUGUGGCUGACUCGUCUCGGACAUCAAACACUUCUUUUCAACGGCGACUUCGAAAGGAAUGCCGAGAGAGCGUAUCGGGAUCACUACGAGGGUUUAGAAUUGAUAUUGGAAGCCAACAACAGAGAUUAUCUCGAUUGGUCCGUGAAUGAUGGCUGGUUAGGUCUCCUAUCCUUCAGUCGCUCAAGUGAUACAUGGCUUACAGGUAAAAGGGCACCUCUAUGCAGCUUCCUUGACCUACCGGUACCAAGCACGGAAUUUCCAAGAGGCAACAUUGCCUCUGAAUUUAGCCCCAAAUUGAUGACUGUGGAUGAAGGACGGUUCCAAAAAGCUAAACAAAACCUUCUACUGCGUCUUUCUUUCUUCGUGAUUAUUGCGGCUGGAUGUCGGUCGCUUUGCACUUGA